Molecule: messenger RNA, 906 nt
Organism: Leguminivora glycinivorella
Lineage: Eukaryota; Metazoa; Arthropoda; Insecta; Lepidoptera; Tortricidae
Exons: 1
Coding region: 1-906 (301 amino acids)
Source: RefSeq, a predicted model, not a curated record
AUGGAUUGCAGUAAGUGCCCGAAGCCUCUGGCAGAGAAAGAUGCUAUCAAAUGCUCUGGUUGUCAACAACACAUGCACUAUAUCUGCGCCGAAAUGCAAGAAUCUGAUUUCAAGAAAAUUCUUCCCAUGAAUAAAAUUAAAUGGAAAUGUCCGGCUUGUAAAAUUAAAAAAAAUCUAACCUCGACCUCUGCUGCGUCCGCUGUCAGUUCCCCUAAACAGACGCUGGAUGAGAACAUGUCAAUCCUAAAUAUUGACACUGACGCACUUACUGUUUACUUGGACAAGAAGUUUUUAACGCUGCGUCAACAGUGGAGCGAAGACAUCAACAAAGCAAUCAAAGAUGCGACCAACACUCUAAAAGGCGAGUUGGAAAAAUUCGAGAGCAGACUUAGUAAGUGCGAAGAAAAUGUACAGCGACUAGACCAAAAACUUGAAUCUAUGGACGUGCAAGACGGCAAUGAGCUGAGACUCGAGAAUGACCGCCUUCGUAAAGACCUGGAUGGCCUGCAGACAAGACUCGAUGACUUGGAUCAGUCUGCACGUAUCUGUAAUAUCGAAAUACAAAAUAUCCCUGAAAAGAAAGGCGAAAACCUCGUUCAGCUUGCUGGCGAUAUUGGAAGGCUAAUUGGAGUACAGCUCUCGGACGAUAAAAUCAAAGCUGUUCACCGCACGGCCCACAAUGUACCCAGCGACCGUCCGAAAAACAUCGUCAUCCAGCUUACCAGCAGGCGACUACGCGAUGACGUCAUCGCGGCGGCGCGCGCUCGCCGUGAGCUCUCCACGGCCGAUCUCUUUCCCAAGACUACUGCCGCAGACGUUGCGAGGAUUCAACGAUUUUAUAUAAAUGAACACCUAACUCUAAAAAAAAAAAAUCCUAUUUGGAGAAGCGCGCAAACAGGCACGUGA